AUGGGGGAUACCUGCCGUGGUGGAAGCACCGGGCUGGCCUUCCUCCUCCACAGUCCCAGGCCCUCCAAGUGCAACCACGUCACAUCCCUCCCCUACUACGGUGCAUCCUCGCUGGGCUACUCCACCACUGGGCUACUCCACCGCUGGGCUACUCCACCGUUGGGCUACUCCACCACUGGGCUACUCCACCACUGGGCUACUCCACCGCUGGGCUACUCCACCGCUGGGCUACUCCACCGCUGGGCUACUCCACCACUGGGCUACUCCACCGCUGGGCUACUCCACCACUGGGCUACUCCACCGCUGGGCUACUCCACCGCUGGGCUACUCCACCACUGGGCUACUCCACCGCUGGGCUACUCCACCACUGGGCUACUCCACCCCUGGGCUACUCCACCGCUGGGCUACUCCACCGCUGGGCUACUCCACCGUUGGGCUACUCCACCACUGGGCUACUCCACCGCUGGGCUACUCCACCGUUGGGCUACUCCACCACUGGGCUACUCCACCGCUGGGCUACUCCACCGCUGGGCUACUCCACCGCUGGGCUACUCCACCGCUGGGCUACUCCACCGCUGGGCUACUCCACCGCUGGGCUACUCCACCACUGGGCUACUCCACCGCUGGGCUACUCCACCGCUGGGCUACUCCACCGUUGGGCUACUCCACCACUGGGCUACUCCACCACUGGGCUACUCCACCACUGGGCUACUCCACCGCUGGGCUACUCCACCACUGGGCUACUCCACCGUUGGGCUACUCCACCCCUGGGCUACUCCACCGCUGGGCUACUCCACCACUGGGCUACUCCACCGCUGGGCUACUCCACCACUGGGCUACUCCACCACUGGGCUACUCCACCACUGGGCUACUCCACCGCUGGGCUACUCCACCGUUGGGCUACUCCACCGCUGGGCUACUCCACCACUGGGCUACUCCACCGCUGGGCUACUCCACCGCUGGGCUACUCCACCACUGGGCUACUCCACCACUGGGCUACUCCACCGCUGGGCUACUCCACCACUGGGCUACUCCACCGCUGGGCUACUCCACCACUGGGCUACUCCACCACUGGGCUACUCCACCACUGGGCUACUCCACCGUUGGGCUACUCCACCGCUGGGCUACUCCACCACUGGGCUACUCCACCGCUGGGCUACUCCACCGUUGGGCUACUCCACCGCUGGGCUACUCCACCACUGGGCUACUCCACCACUGGGCUACCGCUGUCCCCUGGGGGACUACCAAACAGGAUGGGACUGA
Messenger RNA from Oncorhynchus keta (chum salmon), 1263 nucleotides. RefSeq lists its product as uncharacterized. NCBI's taxonomy places the organism in Eukaryota, Metazoa, Chordata, Actinopteri, Salmoniformes, Salmonidae. The record is from RefSeq and is a predicted model, not a curated record. Bases 1 to 1263 code for a protein of 420 amino acids. The transcript has a single exon.